Messenger RNA from Oncorhynchus keta (chum salmon), 3975 nucleotides. Its product is annotated as poly(rC)-binding protein 3-like. The transcript is spliced from 13 exons. The record is from RefSeq and is a predicted model, not a curated record. Gene Ontology annotation, cellular component: nucleus; cytoplasm. Gene Ontology annotation, molecular function: mRNA binding. Gene Ontology annotation, biological process: regulation of gene expression; regulation of RNA metabolic process. Bases 622 to 1938 code for a protein of 438 amino acids. Lineage: Eukaryota; Metazoa; Chordata; Actinopteri; Salmoniformes; Salmonidae.
CCAUUUUUCUGAUGUGAUGUGUUUAACUUUAUUGAAGUAGGGAGCAGCUUGCUAAUCUGUCAGAGAAUCUAAACAACCAACAAUUUAAUGACGUAGUUUACAAAGAGUUUCUACGGGAUUUUCUCGUUAAUUCUUUUGUUGACCGUAAAUUGUUCGACUUCUACAAUGUCCUCCAUGCAGUCAGUGUAAUUAUAGGUCUCUCAGGACAGUGUCCUGCAGAAGAGCCACUUUGCUCUGCCCUCACUCCACAGAGCGAUGCCUCCCUUGUGUCACUGACAUGGAGAGAUGCAGGUUCACUUGCCCUGCGUAGGGGCUUAUCUAGGGCUAAGCUAGGGGGACGGACAAAUAGCAAAGCCAGCCUCAACCCAGCCAGCCGGGCUAAGGGCACAGAAAGCCAUCUGUCCCUUCUCUGUGCAAUAACUGACAACAAAGGGGGUCAAACAUUUAACGAGGACUGUAAAACUAGGGGACUAUUCAUUCUGGAGUGACAAAGAAGAGAGGAAGAGGAACACAUAUUUAUACUAAAACAGCAGGUGUGGCAUGCCGGCAAAGCGUUGUAUUCAUCUAUUGGUGUUGAGUGUUGUAUGAAGCUGAGCGUCUAGACCGUUGAUAAGUGUGAAUAUGUCUGACAAGGAAGGUGGGGCCUCAGAGGGGGGGCUGAAUGUUACCCUCACGUUACGGCUUCUGAUGCAUGGGAAGGAAGUGGGCAGCAUAAUUGGAAAGAAAGGGGAAACCGUCAAAAAGAUGAGAGAGGAGAGUGGCGCUCGCAUCAACAUUUCGGAGGGAUCUUCUCCAGAGAGGAUUGUUACCAUCACAGGACCAACAGAGGGCAUCUUCAAAGCUUUCUCUAUGAUCGCUGAGAAGUUUGAGGAGGACAUUACAGCUGCAAUGACAAACAGCACGGUAACAAGCCAUCCUCCAGUGACACUCCGCCUUGUGUUCCCAGGGAGCCAGUGUGGCUCCUUGAUAGGCAAAGGAGGCUCCAAGAUCAAGGAGAUCAGAGAGACCACAGGUGCUCAGGUGCAGGUUGCAGGGGACAUGCUGCCAGAAUCCACUGAGAGAGCUGUCACUAUCUCAGGCACUCCUCAGGCCAUCACACAGUGUGUCAGACACAUCUGCUCUGUCAUUCUGGAAUCACCGCCCAAAGGAGCAACUAUCCCAUAUCGCCCCAAGACCAUGCCAGGAGCCGGCCACCCAGUAUUUCAACAACAACAUCAACAACAACAUGCUUCACAAGCCUUCACACUUCAAGGACAGUAUGCGUUUCCUAAUCAAGAUUUGACCAAGCUUCACCAGUUGGCUAUGCAGCAUAUCCCCCUCCCUUCCCUUGGGCAAAGCAACCCUACCUUCCCUGGAAUGGAUGCCUCUGUCGCCACAAGUUCUCAGGAGCUGGCGAUACCCAACGACUUUAUUGGCAGCAUAAUUGGCAGACAAGGCAGCAAGAUCAAUGAGAUUCGCCAGGUGUCGGGAGCUCACAUCAAGAUAGCCAGUGCCACGGACGGAUCGCCCAUGCGCCAAGUCACAAUCAUAGGCUCUCCUACCAGCAUCAGUGUGGCACACUACCUCAUCAAUGUCAGCUUAGAGAUGGCUAAAUACACCAUGCAGGCUGCUUCCUCUGCGUCAUCUGUUGACCUCAACAAUAUGAGCUUCUCUCAGUCUGCUCCCACUGUCUCCACACCAACCUCUAUGGCUGUCAUGGCCGCCACCACCCAAGUCCCUGGCACCAUUAACAUGCACUCCCCCUCCACCUUACAGUCCAUCCCCACCCAGCACUAUGCCGUCCCCGUUUCCAGUCUGCUUGGCAUGAAAACGCUCCCUAUGCUGGCUAUGCACCCAGCAGCUGCCUCAGGGCUCCUGCAAGGUCUAUCCCCUUACACCACUAAGAUUCCUACUGCUGGCAUGAAAAAACCUGAGCGCCAGAAGUUUGCCCCAUAUUGACAUAUGGGAUAAGAAUUGAAUUCCCCUUCCAAAAACACGUUUGGGGUCAGUACUGCAUAACACUUGUUCCCUGUUGCAAAGCUUGAUUAAGAUAUAUUGACUGUAUGCAGAGGCCUCAUGCCCGUAGGGGGGACAGGGGCGUGUUCCCCCUCAGAUUUGUCUUGUUGAAAAAUAUUUUUUUGUUGUUUCUCUGUGAUACUACUAGCCACCUAGCAAUUUUAUGAAGUUGGCUUUAGGUAGCACAGAUAGGUUCCCAAUCUCCUACCCUCAUUACUAGCUACCAAGGAUUGCAGGAUAUAGCUUUCAGCUGUUUGACACACACACACACACACACACACACACACACACACACACACACACACACACACACACACACACACACACACACACACACACACACACACACACACACACACACACACACACACACACACAGUAGUGUAACAGUAUUGUUUGCAACUGUAACUAAAGCGAAAUACCUACUUGUGUGUCAGAACAUACACAACAAUACACAGGCAUUUCUCAAACUUACAGUAUGUGAUGCACAGAAACAGCGGAUCCUUCCAGCAGAACAGUUUUCUCAGAUAUGAUGUACUGUAUUUUGUUUUGAAUCGCUGUAAACAGUUGGGCAAUGAUGUGGUUAGGAAAAAGCCAGUUCCAAACCAGAAUUGACGUUGUACCAGCUGCAUUCUAUCGGUAGGGUAACUGUUAGACAACACUUUACUUGACACCCAAGUGGCCAUAACCAUGUCAUAAUAUGUCGUAACAGCUGACAUAAUGUGUCAUAACCUGUUAUAAUAUGGUCAUAACACUGUCAUGACCCAUAUAUUUACACCUCUUGUGACAUAUAUUGCGUUAUUUUAUGGCUGGUUAUGACACCACCUUAUCACCUAUGUCAAAUCCCACAUUUAUUCAAAUGAGUUUUUUCACUGCCAAGACGUUUCUUUCUUAAAUCCUUUGUUGUUGUGGUAAUAUAUUUUUGUUUACAGUCAUGCUUCUUUUUUUUAUCGUAAUGAUCUCGUAGAAAAUGAAGUUUAUUGCACUGCCGUGAAGCAUGAUGACCUCCCUGUGACACUUUACGUGGACUAAGAAAAUACAAUUUAUGAAACUGUCACGAAGCAUCACGACCAUCAUAAUCAUACAAGCCAGAUCGGCCUAUCACGUACAUGCCCUGAUAUCAGUCAUCAGUCAAAAAGAGGGUGUCUUGUCCUGCUGCUGCAAUCUGAUCGUGCAUUCAUCCCAGUCAUCAGCAACAGAGCAUUGGGGUAGGUGCACGUCUGAUAUCAAUGUGUGCGCAAUUCAAAUUCUAAUCGAACAUGGUCCAUUUAAAAAAAAAAAAAUGUAUAUCACAUACAUAAACAUACUGUUGACACGUAGGCUAGGAUGUAAUGGAAUGUUUUGCCUUGUGUGGUAGCUUUUGAGUGUUUUGACACUCUUAUGUAGGUAUCAUAACCAGCCAUAAAAUAACGCAAUAUAUGUCACAACAGGUCUAAAUCUAUUAUAACAGGUUAUGACAUGUUUAUGACCGCGAACGUGAACAUUUAUGACGCUGGUUGUCAAGUAAAGUUAUUACAGUGAAGUUUACUGUAACAAUGGUUUUUCCGCUUGGUCAUGUUUUUUCCUCCUCCUCCAAUAGGCUCUCGUCAGUGGUUACAGACUUGGGUGCUCUGUAGUAUUGUUGCACAUGCAGUGCUGAAGGGAUUACUCUAAAGCCACGUUGGAUUCUUGUGGCUUUGAAUCUACACAAAAACCCUGUAGAGUGGGACUGGCCUAACUAAUUCCUAUUGUUCUGUUUUUGCCACUUGGUUUUCUCAGAACUGAAGUCAAAAUGAACAAACCUCUACAGUCCAAUUCAUAUUCCACUCUGCUCUCAAUAUCUGUGGUUGAUGCAGCACACUAUUGUAACCACGUUAUGUUUAUGCUCGUGUUUUUAAUUAGGUUCUACUCUCAGCUUUGUUGAUGAGCUCUUAUGAUUUGUUAUAUUUGUCCCAGACAUGAAAUUACUUUUAAAUAAAUCAAGCUUUUUACGAAUACAAA